AUGGUUCGCAUCACCUUUGCCGCUAUCCUCGCUAUUGCCAUCCCAGCUCUAGCCAUCACCCCCGACCCCGCCGGCGACAAGAACGUCGGUAACGGCCAGGGUGUCCAAUUCAUCGGCGGCCAAUGCCUCAGCUCAGCAGACUGCGCAUCAACAUGCUGCGCCGUAGUCACCGGCCAGAACUUCGGUGUGUGCUCCGGCCUCGGCGCUCAGAACCAAGCCGGCAAGGCAGGCUGUGGCUUCGGUGACGGUGGUGCCGCCCAGGCCGCGUCAAACAGCACCGGCUCCAACUAA
Messenger RNA from Hypoxylon trugodes, 291 nucleotides. RefSeq lists its product as uncharacterized. NCBI's taxonomy places the organism in Eukaryota, Fungi, Ascomycota, Sordariomycetes, Xylariales, Hypoxylaceae. The record is from RefSeq and is a predicted model, not a curated record. Bases 1 to 291 code for a protein of 96 amino acids. The transcript is spliced from 2 exons.